Messenger RNA from Ceratitis capitata (Mediterranean fruit fly), 1637 nucleotides. RefSeq names its product zinc finger protein 277. The coding region runs from base 157 to 1551 and encodes 464 amino acids. Lineage: Eukaryota; Metazoa; Arthropoda; Insecta; Diptera; Tephritidae. The record is from RefSeq and is a predicted model, not a curated record. The transcript has 4 exons.
AAAAUUAGUGGAGAGUUGCGAUCGCCAACGAAUGUCAGCUGCGAAACUAAACAUAUUGAUAGAUGAUGGAAAUGAAUAAAUAAACGCUGUUGUUUGUUGACAACACUGCAUGCGUUUGUUAUUCUUUGCCAGCCAGUUGUAGCAGUUUGUUGAGAAAUGGAGAAAACUGAUCAUGAAAACGAAAUUUUACCUGCACAAUCUUUUGGUCAUGGUGCAACUCAGCUAGGAGUCAAUAAAGCAGUAUCCGAAAUACCGUGCAUCAAGUGUAAUAUGAUGUUCGAAUUCCCAACGGGCAAGCAUGACUAUCUCGCACAUCUGUUUAUAGAGCACCGAUUUGUUAUAGCGGAUGUUGAAGAUAUUGCUCUGUUGGAAGAAUAUUUAAAAUAUUGGCAAAAAGAAUUUACAGGCCACGAACUAGAAGAUUACUGCACCACACUUUUGCUAGACCAAUUGCCAGAUGGCACACCUGCAAAAAAUGAGAGAUACUACCUACUUAGUGAUAUACUACCUAAAGAUUAUGAAGUUAGGAACAAGCUGCAGCAGCAAUCUCUGGAACGCGCACUUGCGCAACAUCAGCUGGAGUUAAAUGAUCGCAAUUUCACAAAGGAAUGUCUUUACUGUCGUGAUGUCAUCACUGGCUUGCGUGCUGACUUUCUGCAACAUUUAUUUACGAAACACUUCUUACAAUUGGGAAAACCCCAAAAUCUUGUGUAUAUCGACGAAUUAGUUGAGAAAAUCCAGCACAAUCUGGAAAACCUCGUGUGUCUUUAUUGUGAAAAAAUAUUCAAAGAUAGAACUAUUUUAAAAGAGCACAUGCGUAAAAAGGGACAUAAACGCAUUAAUCCUAACAAUCGUGAUUAUGAUCGUUUUUUUCUUUCCAACUAUCGCACUAAAACUCAAAACGUUAAACAACCAACUGCGAACAAACAAUCUUAUGUGAAAUCAAGACAACAAAAGGUGCUAGAAGCAGGUUCAGCUAGAGAAGUGCAUUCACCUGAACUCGCAACAUCGCCACAAGAAAACUUCGAACGUCGCUUUGCAGUGCGCAAUGAAAGUGAUGAAAGCGAUUCUGAUUGGUCUGACUGGGAUGAAGACAUCGGUAAGAUGCCACCACUUAAUUGCCUUUAUUGCAAGUAUAAAGAAGAAAGUUAUGAAGCUUUGAAAGAACACAUGUUGAGUGCGCACAACGUAAACUUUGAAGAAACUAUGAAAGGUCUCAACUUUUAUCAGAAAAUCAAAGUGGUAAAUUAUGUGCGACGACAGAUUUGUCUACUACGCUGUGUCAGCUGUAAUUUACGUUGUGAUAAUGAGGAGCAUUUAUCGCAACACAUGGAAAGCGAGCAACAUUUUGGCUGCGGCACUAAAAAGCAGUGGGAUAAACCGGAAUAUUUUUUCCCUACCUACGAUGAUGAUAGUCUCUUAUGUGUGCUUGAUGAUACUCCCAACGAUGAAACGGAAGAUAGCGUUGUGCGCAUUAUAUCCGAAGACACAAUCGCACAGAUAAAUAAAGAUGCCGAACGACUUUCGCUUGAAAAUUUUCCAUACGCAUAACAAAAUUGUAUGUUUUUUAUAAAUGUAUAUUUAAUAUUAGUAACUAUCGAUAGUUUCGAGAUUAAAAAUCAACUUAUUAUUGUGUA